Messenger RNA from Caenorhabditis auriculariae, 2057 nucleotides. NCBI's taxonomy places the organism in Eukaryota, Metazoa, Nematoda, Chromadorea, Rhabditida, Rhabditidae. The record is from the annotation of a GenBank genome assembly.
AUGGACGAAGAUGAAGAUGUUCAACAAUGUCUGAACGAAGUAGUGGAAAAAAAGUUUGCCACGACGAGGUACUUGGUUUACCGGUAUGUCUCAGACCAAAUGGAAAUUUUUCGUGUUAUCAAAAAAACCUGAUUCACGUUUUUUUAUUCUGAUAUCAGUUCAGGACAUGGAAGAUGAAGACGAUGAAGAGAAUGGAGAAAUUAUAGCUUCCGGGUACAUUGAUUUGGGUGAAUGGAGAAGGUUUUUUUCGAAAAAAACUCAGCUCAAAAAUAAAAAAAAUAUUGUUUUUGUCACAGAGUUGUCGGUGAAUACAACCUGAAAAAAAUGGCUUAUACAUAUGGAAGCGGGAACCAUUGACCAACCUAUCAUCGACCAACGGGUAUCAUUCGAAAGGCAAUUCCAGGAAACUUUUUAAAUUCAGUUCUUACUCUAACAGUGGAAAUGCCGUUUUUUUGAAAUUGAAGAUACUUUCUACAGUCCAAAAAAAGGGUCCGGAAAAACGGAUAAUGUUACUGUCUGCAGGUUUUUUUAAAUUUCUGAGGCUCAUUAAAAAUCAUAUCUCAGAUGCUCCGUGAAGAACUGUCGUUCCAAACUUUUUCAUUCACGACCUGAGAUACGAAGUAAAAAGGUCUCUGCAAUCACGGGAUCCUACCAGAAUGGAAAAAGGGUAUUUUUUUGUUAUCUGCACAGUACGAAUUCAGAAAAAUUAAUAAUAAUAAUAAUUUAAAAGUUUUAGAUCCGUUCUUUCCUACGAAACGCAAAAAGUCCAAAGAGCUUCUGGCGUUCCCGUAGCCACUUGUGUGUCGAACGUUAUCUUGAAAUGCUCUGACGAAGAGCUUCAAAUUGUACCGUCGAAAGCAGCAAUGCGAAAGCAAGUUCAAAGACCAAUGGAAACUAAAUAUUUUCGAGGAUUACAUGACAAAAAUCGAUUGGUCAUCAUUCCGUAAGAAUUUCAUUAGAUUUUUCAAUUUUUAUUUUUGUUUCAGAUUGCUGGUACUACGACUCAAUAGAUGAUGAGGAUUUCGAACAAUCAAAGAGGCUACUGAUUUUUCGAAACGAUUCGGUUGAACCAUUCCGUGAUAUGGUAAAACAUGUUUACGCGGACGGAAAAUUUCUUCUGAAGAGUGGAUACUUUUCACAGUUGUACGUUAUCGUGGCUGAAGUUUAGAAGUUAUGAAUUCCGCGUUUUCAAUCGAUUUUUCAGGUCUCACACAUAAACAUUCCUCUUUACAGUGCUUUGUUAUCAGACAAAAGUCAACCUACUUACGAAAAAUUGUUUGCAAAAAUUAGAGAAGAUGGCUUGAGCCCAGAUUUGGUGUCUAUGGGUAAUUUUUUUUUCUUCCAUAGGAAAAAUAAUGAGCUGUUCAGAUUUCGAGUAUGCAGCUAGAAACGCAGCGAAAAUGUCCUUUGGUUCAAAAAUCGCUUAUUGUCGUUUUCACUGGGUGCAGCUGAUUCGAAGAAAAGCCAAAAAACUAAGUAAAAUUUUGCGAUAAAACUUUCAAUAAACUAAAUAUUGAACGAUGAAACAUCGAAAUUUCAACAUUUUGCAGAGGUUUGGAAGGCACUGAAGUCAAAGGCCGGUAUCGUUUUAUGGCGAAAAGUAAUGGCUUUGGCAUUCCUCAAGGAAGAAGACAUUAAAAGUGCUGGAAACACUAUUUGCGACGAUAUCCUCUCGUUCGGAGAAGGAAAAAGCGACAAAUUCAAAGGUUUAUUCUCUGAAAAAAAACAAUAUGUAUUUUUCCAUUCCAGAAUUCACGCAGUAUUUGAAAAGAUACUUUAUUGGUGACAACGGUUGGGACCCUGUUUUUCAUAUAUCCGAAUGGGAAUGCCGGACAAAGGUUAUUAACCAUGAGAACACAACGAAUAACCCCGCGGAAGUCAACUUUUUCAAGCUUCAGCGUAAGAAAAUAUAAAAAAAGGACAUAAUCAUCAAUUCAGUUGCGAAUCACAAAAACCAUGAUGAGGUUCCCAUCUAUUAUAAUCCGAGAUUGCUUAAAACGUCAAGAAGAGACUACGAAGAAUUUCAUUAUGGAAACUUUCCAGAAGAGAGUUCGUAG